AUGAAUUUCAAGAGUGCAUGUGGUUUUUUAAUCAGUGAUUGUCAUGGUUUAAUUAAUAAAAGACUUUCAAGGAUGUCUUAUGCAAUUCUGGUAGUUCAACUUGGUGGAAACUUAGGUGCCUUUAUAUGGGAACCUGAUUACAGCAGUAGUUUUACCAAAUAUUUACCAUCACUUCCAUUACCCGCAAAACCGGAAGCCCCAUCUUCUCUAUUUGCCAUUGUGAACAAAAAUGCCGACCAUCCUCCAUUGAUUGCCCAAUUCACUCUGACGCGAGCAGCACCAUUCAAAGAUCAAAAGUUUCAUCGACCUCCGAGUCAGUCCAUUGGGAGCAACUACUCACCAGCGGCUGCAAAGCUUCAACUCGAUCGUCUGCCACCACAGUCUCGAUUGCCAGAGUUUGCUGGCGUCUCAAAAAGCAAGCGACUCAAGACUGGAGAAAAUUAUUAUUUGUAG
Molecule: messenger RNA, 453 nt
Organism: Echinococcus granulosus
Lineage: Eukaryota; Metazoa; Platyhelminthes; Cestoda; Cyclophyllidea; Taeniidae
Product: Dynein heavy chain 3, axonemal
Exons: 4
Coding region: 1-453 (150 amino acids)
Source: RefSeq, a predicted model, not a curated record